AUGCCGCGACGUCCGCCAGCUGUAGACGAUUAUGCGUCUGCGGUCAUCCUCGCCUCCUCCGAUGCUGAGUUCCUUGACCAGUUGAUCCCCGUUCUGAAAGAUGCCACGCACUCGAACCGAACACCCCUCUUGACCCAGUGUCUAGGUCGAUACUACGAAGAUAGAGAAGCUGAGAUCGAGCGCAUUGGUCUGACCCGCCACGAGGAGUUUCUUGAUUCCAUCAACCAUUUACAAAACGUCCGCGCCGAAACGGUUACUUUGACGCAAGAAAUCUUGAGUCUAAACGAAUCGAUCGCUACUAGCACUAAGAAGUUGGCUGCGCAAAAGGAGGCUCUGGUCAACACCUCAGCUGUGCGACAGAACAUCGCCGAUGCUACCAGUGCUCUGAACGACUCUCUCACUAUCCUUCGCGCCGUCAACAAUGCGCACGAUCUUGUGCGUCGCAAGAAAUAUUAUGCCGCUCUUAAAUCUCUCGACGAUCUUCAGAAUGAACAUCUUGUUCCCAUUAUCCAGAACCGCUAUUCCACGCAGCAUCGGCUGGCCGAUGUCAUACAAAAAUCUAUACCCGCGUCCCAGAAGGCUAUCUCGGAAGCCGUCAUGACAGAUUUAAAUACGUGGCUGUUCCGUAUUCGAGAAACAUCCCAAUUCCUCGGCGAGGUCGCAUUCUAUCAUACUGAAAUGAGGAGAACGCGACAAAAGAAGAGAGUCGAAGACGACCCAUUUUUGGCCAAUUUCAAGCUGAACUCAGCCAUUGAGCUGGUCAGUGAUGAAAAUGAGGAUUUCGACGUAUUGAACAACGAGGAAUUACAAGUGGACUUUUCUCCAUUACUAGAAGCACUCCAUAUCCAUGAAGCCUUGGGCCAGCUUGAUAAGUUCCGAUCGGAAUAUGGUGCCACACGACGUCAACAAAAGGAUCUCCUCCUCCCCCAAUCCAUCGAGCUUUUGGCCGACGACGAGCAGUCUUUGAGUAGUCUUCUAGAAGGAAUAGCAGGAUUUGCCAUUAUUGAAAAGGCGACGAUGCAGCGCAUUCCACAUCUGCGCUCAGCAAAUGAUGUAGAAGAGCUAUGGGAUUCUAUGUGUACAGCUGUGAUAAACCUCACUUCGAAAGGGUUGAGUAAUGUUGAGGAUGCCGAGGCCUUGAUCAAAAUUAAGACGAUCAUCGCUCUCUUCAUCCAGACAAUGGAGGGCUGGGGAUAUGCAGUGGCAGCGUUGGAUAACUUCCUUCUCAAGCUGUUUGACAAGUAUGCAGAGCUUCUGAAGAAACGAUUUAGCGAAGACUUCCAAGAGAUAGUAUCGACGGAUGACUACAUGCCGAUGGCCAUCAAUAAUCCUGAGGAGUACGAAAAGGUGGUCAACGUCAGUUGGUUCUCACAAGAAAAGCCAACGGAACAGAUCACGUACCCUUGUGUACUCCCAUUCUCUCAGAUGUAUCCUCUGUGUUGCAUAGACAUCCGCAACUUCUUAAACCAGUUCUACUUCUUCUCCGACGACCAUUUCCAACACCCUACAGUUAUUGACGAAACACUCAGAAAGUCUCUGGACGAACUUCUUACAGAAAAGGUCUGCAAGUCGCUCGUAGAGCGUCUAAGCUCCCAGUAUCUGGGCCAGAUCGUCCAAAUUCUCAUCAACCUCGAGCAUUUCGAAAUCGCUUGUCGAGAGCUCGAGCAACUACUUAUUCGGGCGCGUUCAUCGACCUCAGCGGGCGGUCCCGUCACACUCAAGGCUACAGACUCGUUCCGUGACAACAAGAAGACAGCUGAAAAGCGAAUCUUCGAACUCGUCAACUCAAAGAUUGACGACUUAAUCGACACAGCAGAAUACGAAUGGACUGCAACAACGGUUGAGAAAGAGCCUAGCAAUUAUAUGCAGACUCUAACACGGUACCUGUCCAACAUCAUGAACUCGACUUUGCUUGGUCUACCUCGUGAGAUCAAGGAGCUUAUUUACUUUGAUGCACUGAGUCACACCGCGGAGAAGAUUAUGGCCCUCCCUCUUUCGAACGAUGUCAAGCACAUCAACCCUAAUGGCGUGGCAGCACUUGCGCAAGACGUUGACUACCUUGUACAAUUUGUCAGCAGUCUAGAGAACGGCCAGAUGCUUCGAGAGAACCUCGAUGAGCUGUCGCAGACCAUUGCCCUUCUACAGACGGACAAUCAGGACGAGUUCUUCGACAUAUCUACACGCAACAAGAAAUACGGACGUGUAGACGCCCUCCACGGACCAAUGUUGCUGGAAAAAUUAACACCCGUUACGGCGAGCCCCGUUAGAAGCGCACCGCUCGCUGGUUUCUCAUCACGAUUUGGCAUCGGCCGAUAA
Molecule: messenger RNA, 2316 nt
Organism: Fusarium coffeatum
Lineage: Eukaryota; Fungi; Ascomycota; Sordariomycetes; Hypocreales; Nectriaceae
Exons: 10
Coding region: 1-2316 (771 amino acids)
Biological process (GO): intracellular protein transport; exocytosis; Golgi to plasma membrane transport
Cellular component (GO): membrane; exocyst
Source: RefSeq, a predicted model, not a curated record